Molecule: messenger RNA, 1509 nt
Organism: Symbiodinium natans
Lineage: Eukaryota; Dinophyceae; Suessiales; Symbiodiniaceae
Source: the annotation of a GenBank genome assembly
AUGGCCCGCUUGCCAGCCCGGAUGUGGAUUCCAGUCAGCUUGAGUGUUCUGCUCACGUCUUGCGAGAGUCUGCUGGAUGGCGACGGCUGCCUGGCUGAUUCCCUUUGUGAGGUGGAUCCUUCAGGUCUGAUGCAGAUCACAUCAAUCAGGUCGAAUGCGGCCAUGGGGCUAUUCCGUGCCGCUCAAGUGCCUCAGAACACAUCCGAGGAGCCAACCGACAUAGAGCAACACUUAGCUGAACGGCUAGAGAGCAAGACGUCAGAGAAGGAGAACAAGGCCAGCAAUCGUAAGCAAUGGCCAGGGACGUCAGUCAACGACACAAAGCUCAACUCGACAGGAGAAGAGACUGCGCCCUUUGUGCAUGCUGAAUACCAGGGUGCCAAAGGGAAGACAGUUGAAGUGAAGGUUGAGAUAGCCACGGCUAACGAGAUCGUGUCCAUCUAUCUCUUGCUGUUCGUGCCGUUGGUCAUGGGCUGGGUGUACUACUGGUCAACCGGAUGUGAACAAGAUGUGCUAUACCAACAGCUCAUUCAGCUAAGUGUCGGUGCCACCAGCAUCGGGAACGUGAUUGCCAACCAGUCGCUUUGCAUUUUAACACGAGAACCUAUGGCCCUGACAUUUCUACAGGCUGCGGGCCUGUGUGUUGCUGGCCUCGUUGUCUCUGCCUGCCAAGUUUGCAUGGCAAAGCCCAAUGUGCAGCAUAGUGCAGAGCACGCCAUCGCAGGACUUUGCAAGUGGACGCCCGCAGCUGUUGCAUUUUGCGCGUAUCAGGUGGCAGACCACUUCUUGUCCAACAACAGCUCGAUUUCGGAGCGCACCAUUGUCGGGAACCUUGGGCCGGUGGUGGGCUUCAUUGUGGAAGUUACUAUGCCUUCCAUGUUUGCCCUCAGCGUUUCGAAAAAGUCUACUGCAAGCCUGUCAUCGAAGAUGGCCCUCUUUUGCACCGUUUUCGGUGCCACAAUCUUUGUGUUGCAAGAUCCUGACUUCAACUGGAUUGGCAUAGAGACAUCCUCAAUCUGGACACUCUCGCAUGUGUUGUACAGAUUGCUGCAGAGAGCUUUGCUCGGCAGGUUAGAUGAUCUUCCAGUUUCCUGGAUGAUGGCCUGGGAUGGCUUCCUGCUGUGCAUCCCGGCAGUGUUCAUGUCUGGUGAGUCUGCGGCCUCCAUUUGGAGUGGAUGGCAGAUCUGGGUCUCAAAUUCCCAGGUGCUGAUCUUAUUGCUGUUAUCUACGCUGUCUUUUGCUUCUGGGCACUUUGUUACAAUCUGCUGUCUGAAGAGCUGUUCGGCCACGCUUACGAUGGUCAUCGCGAACAUCGCCACCACCUUGUGCUUAGUUCAAGGGAUCCUCUUCUUUGGAGACAGGGAUUUCCAGCAGCCCCUGACAGUCGUGGGAAUGAUGAUCAACCUCUUUGGCGGCCUGUGGUAUGCAAAAAGCCAGGACACGGUGACUUGCGACUUCAAAGGCAAGGAAGCCGAGGUCCAAGAUGCCAACGUAGUAGAAAGCUCUUAA